Messenger RNA from Varroa destructor (honeybee mite), 10072 nucleotides. RefSeq names its product RAD50 interactor 1 (gene Rint1). NCBI's taxonomy places the organism in Eukaryota, Metazoa, Arthropoda, Arachnida, Mesostigmata, Varroidae. The record is from RefSeq and is a predicted model, not a curated record. Gene Ontology annotation, biological process: endoplasmic reticulum to Golgi vesicle-mediated transport; retrograde vesicle-mediated transport, Golgi to endoplasmic reticulum; regulation of ER to Golgi vesicle-mediated transport. Gene Ontology annotation, cellular component: Dsl1/NZR complex.
GCCUAUUCACUGUUAUGCAUCCUUAAAGGUUGCUGGGGUCUAGUGUGAAGGGGAGCAAGCCAUUUUGUGCUCGGGUAACACUGAUGCAGACAGGCCAAUGACGGUAGUUUAAUCACGUCACGCCAUAAGGUCACACGUGAUAUAUAGCUUCUUCGUCUCCCGAGACUGGGAAACUCGUUGUUAACGAAAGUGAGAACUAGCAGUGGCCUUUCAUUGUGUUAACGUUUUACUAUAGCUCCAUUACCUUUUUCGUCUUUCCAAUAUUAUUAUCAUGUACACUUGCCGGGUGUUCUCCCCGACUUUCGAAUUGUCCUUCGCUCCAUCUUCAUUUCUGUAUUAGCAGCCGCCUAGUGCUUCUGCAGCGGAAUCACACGCACCAGUUUUCUUAGAUCCUGACGGGUCAGCACAGACUACGCCAAUCACCAGUGGUAAGCUGGAGACCAUACGCAAGAAGCACUGGACGACCACAAAGUUUUUCCUGCCGAUGUGACCAUUGGUCUGACCCUGUAUCAGCACUAACAGCAUCUACAUAGCGUUUAUGUAUAGAUGGCAACGGUCGCGAUGGCCGCCACCGCGACGACUCGGCCCAGUACAAGCUGACGCGGAAUCAGCAGGACCAGCUGAAAAUCCAGCUGUCGUGCGACGGUGGCUUACGCAUCACGACUCAAUUGCUGGCCAGCGUCAUCGUUCUUCAGGCGGCGGCGAAUUUCGUCCGUAACGGCAGCAGCAGCCGCCGCUGCUGAUCGCUAAGCCGGAAUAUUUCCAAUAGACUUAUCAGUAAUGCAUCUAUACAGCAGCUUCGACUCUUUGCAAUUUGGGCGAUUAGGUGACGAUGUCACACGCGCAACAAUGAGUUAUUAUUGCUUCUAUCAAAAUCCUUUACGCAGAGGCGUCUAUAGAAUAAAUAGGGUUACUAAAUUUUGUAGUCACAAUAUGUAAUAAUGUCGAUUACAAAAUGUUACGAGCUCUUCGAAAGGCUAUAUGCGUUAUUCUUGCAUGAAAGAGGUUAGCAAAACGUAACCGCAUUAGAAAGACACAAUGGUACCGCUUAGUUUUUUAGUAGAGCUGGAUUCCACUAAUUAUCACUUCUACGAAAUUCUUAUACACGGAAAAUUGUACCCAAAAAUUAUCCAAAAUAAUAAUAAUAAUGUACCUCAUUUGACGAAAAACCGAAAAUGUCAAACAGCAGUGCAAAUGUCAAAUAAUCGGUGCUCAAAGAGUAAUGCGGUGGACGAACACAACCAUAACACUGGCCCGGCUUCACUCCCAAGUUCAUUUAUGUUACUUGCCAAAAAACGUGGUAAAGGAAGAUGGGAAGAAAGAACUAUAUGGAACUAUGGUUUGAUCAAAUGUUGUAGCCAAUUUAGCUUAAACAAUUGAGCACACUAAACUUCAGGUGACAAACUUGAUUGUGCCUGAUUUUUAUGUCUUUUUCAAGCAACUUACGCUAUUGUGUUACAAGUAACUUGCUUAUUUUCAUUUUAAUGACUCUGGCUCUAAGAAAGACCACCAGCUGAUCAAUAUCCGUAACAGAUCAACAACGUUACAGUUACCACAAGCGCUUUGAGGUCUUACGCCACCUUUCUAUUAUCGAACACACCCGUUCCGUUGAUAAUUAAUGAUGCAAGAAGAUCUUGAGUGGUUGUAGACGGAAGAAGACUAUACCUAAUCGUAUUUAUCUAUAUCAUACCGACAUUUUUAUCACAGCAUUUAGAAACUGGCCAAGGUAAACGCUACGGCUGGCAGUGGCAAGCAAUGACAGGUAAAACUGUACACAUUGCAUCUUGAAAGCAAAAAAACUGUGUUUCUCAAGGUGAUCAUUGUGAAUGAGUUUAUUUCCGUGAUUUUUUUUUAUUGUUAUUUGUUUGUUUUCAUACACAGCACAGCAAUAUUCAAAUCCUAGAAGCAAACCAGGCAACCAAACUACUGAUCCUAUAAUAUAUCAGGCUUGUAAUUACAAGUGAGUAAAAGACGCAACAGGGUUACAGGAGCUUCCUGAUACGAGUCGGCUAAGCAGUAAACAGAAUUGUCGCUAUGUAUUAAUGUGAUCUAACAGGGGCAAAACGUAGAAGUACCAUUCUCGUUUUUACUGUCGCCGAUCGUUUAGCCACGAUAAUCGUCCGGGGGCUGUAACUAUGCUAUACACACCAUUACAUCCUAGUCUUUAGCCGAAAGUCCAAUGCUGCCGACCGCUUACAUAGAUUAUAUCAUCUUUAGUAAAAUAGUGGUAAAUGGUCCUUUAUAGUAACCAUAAAUUAAUUCAUUAUCAACUGCAUACCAGCGUGUCCCCACGCACGUGAAUAGACGACAGAGUUCCUCCCUAGAAAUUUGGAUCUAUUGAUGCCUGUGCUUUUCUGCUGCUUGUAAACCGGCUGCUUUAUAUAUAUAUAUAUAUAUAUAUAUAUAUGCAUAUUGCAACUAUAGCUAAAACUACUUAAGUAUGUAUUAAACUUAAUGAAUACGAUAUGUAAGUUCAAAUUAGUGAAGCCAGUAUUUCCUGAAGAGUUGCGUGGAAUAUGGUUUCUUAGAUGAUUCGCAAAAUCGUAUUGAACAUAUGUACGUUUCCGAUAAUAUUAUAGCAUAAUCGCGCUGGCAAAGUGUUUGGUAGCCAGCUUAGUUAUCUAUGUCGAAACCCUGUCUUCAAUGUGAGGUAACGUAUAUACACGUGCACGUUCGUUUAUACCCGACAACAUUGAGCCAAUAGCCAUAAACAAUAGCAAUCAAUAAUCCAACAUAUCGACGGCCAAAAACACGGAUGAACUAACGGCCGAGCGCCGGUUGACAGGGCGGCAGCAGCGACUCAACAAUCGAAAUAUAAGCGUACAAAAAUUUGCUCGCAAUUCCGACCGGCGGAGUCAUCUCCAUUCUCGCCAUCUUUAAUGAUGCGUUUUCGAGCUCUGGCGCUAAACGCCAUCGCGUCUAUCCAGUUUCAACUGCGGAAGGCUGGCUGACUGACAGAGCGAUGUUAUUGCCCUAUAUUUCAUGCCCGUUCAAGCAACGUAGACAGUCAACUGGCGAAAACCAUAGAAUAUCGACGGUACACAAAUACCGCUGUUGUUGCUAAGCGCAUACUAGAAAUGACUUCAUCACAUGUUGAAAUUCUGCCGAGUUCUAGAGGCGAAUGAAUACGAAUCGAUACUAUUGCGAACUCUACUGGCAUACGUAAUCAUUUAGCACUACCGAUAUGAUGAUACCACUGCAGCUAUUCGUUCAUAUACUUUCCUGUUGCACAGUCGAGCGAUUAGUCUUCUGGAAGUAUGAUCCGUAAUUGUCUUCACAACAGAACGAUCACGAACACGUUUGACGAUCAAUACACUACCGAGAAAAUACUCGAACUGCGACAAUCUCACUGCUUGCCGCCGUCUAACGAAAACACUCGUCGAAUACGCACUGCACCUCACUCUAUUGAACUUUCUCAGCUGUGUCAAGAGAAACUAGCACCAUAGGGACGCCGACUUUAAGAGCUGUGUCCUGCGUGCGUUUGAAAAGUAUCACACCACUAACGUAGCCGGAGCAGCAGUACCGCAUCACCCACUCCUUCUGUUAACACCCACAAAACACUACUCGCUUCUUAUCUCGGCAAUGACGAGCUGUCGUCGUCGUCAUCGUCAUCGUAAUACGUUCAGCUAUGGUAAAUAUAUUAAUGCCCUUGCCAACCAUGAAUUCGUUGUGGAAAGUUGUUAUGUGAGAUUUGCGUCUUUACGUUCCGGAUAGAGUUUGUUUCGUAAUAUGUAUUACUGUCAAUGUGUUACUUGUUGGUGGACGUCGCCGUCAUCCGGAGCAUCGGUGCUAGCAAUGGCAAAUGAAAACCUCAUCUUAAAUUUUUAUCGAUACUACUCUGCCACAAAUGAGGAUACCGUUGGCAACUCUAUCUGUAUGCGGUAGCUGCUUCAACAUCUGCAGUGGUAACAGCAGUAGUAGCAUCGUCACAGUUGGCAUCUAUCAACUAACUCCUGUUCCUUAUAAACAUGACUUCGCUGGCAAGCGGGUAGGCAGGCAGGCACGCAGAUGGAUAAGUAAAGCGUCGGUACAUGAACGAGAUGAGCAACAUUGGCGCGACGAGACAUUUCUCACUAAAUCAAGUUGAAGGAAAAAUAGCUCUCGCUGAAACACGGUACAGCAAACGUGUUAGUAGUGCAAAGAUUACGGUUGUUACUAUAACGAUGAGGUCAUCGGGUAUCUCUGUAUUCACACACACCCUCGUUUGUAUUAGCAUUUAUACGGGCAACGAAAUGGCCUCGGCCUGCUAUUUAGAGAUCACUUAUUGAGAGAAGGCAGAAAUAAUACGUUGGUUUAUGUUAGUAAUGAGUGCUGCUCUCACACAAAGCGCUGACUAACUGAUUGGCUAGUAAAAGGUCACCAGUAUGCAAACGUUCUAGCUGACCCCAUACACUCGCUCACACUUCUACAAAAAAACUGCACUAACUUUAAUGUCUGUCGGGCUUCUUCUUCUUCUAUUACCACUUCGUCUGUUACUACUAGAACAGUUCCACUUCCCUCGCUGGUGUCGCUGUUGCGGCGUUAGCCACCGCCGUUAGCAGCGUAUGAGCCUAAGUCACUUUACGCAGCAAAGGCGACUACGAUGGCCAUAACAGGAGAAGACCCAAACAGAAGGAAGAGCCAACAAUAGUGAGCGCCUACAGAUGGUUGCUGCAGAUUCUAACAAAACAAGCGAUUACUUACUCGCUCACUGUUAUGUGCGCCGCCUGCUCGCCUGGCGCGGUUAAACUUAAAAGUCACAGAUUCAGCGCUAGCAGACCGACUAAGCAACGGGCACUUUAACAUGCUUGUUCAUUGCAACAAAACAGCCCAACUAUCUUUGCUAGGCAACAAUGGCCCAGCCAAAUUCGUGGUGGUAGCAGAGAUGGAAUCUGGAUAAGCGGACGAAAAUCGACCCAGCCACAAACGAUAAGCGGAGUGCCCAGGCUAAGCAAAUGCGCCGGAGCCGACGAAACUGUAGACGCCAACGAACGAUAAGCAAUGGCUAGAAAAAGGACGAUGAUGGGCGCUAGCUCUGCAAGAGUCAUAGCAGACGCAGCAGCAGAGAUGACAGAUGAAAACGUCAGCGGUGCUCACCAGCUAACCCCUUCUCCAUUUCAUAGAGGUCGUAGUGGUACAGCACGUUAUGGUGCUCUAUCUUUCGCUUGCGGUAUCGCUCGUUCUCUUUCCCGUUUGCUGCCACUGCUGUCACUUUCUGGCGCUCACUGCAGCAGCAGUAGCAGCAGCAAAACCCGCCCUCCGCCAACGUACACACCCGCACGGACGAUCCGAUCAUGCCGAUUGUUCGUUUGACGCUCGCGACAACAUCAAUCGACGGAAAAAACUCCGGCGGAAUGAUACAUUGCCAUGUUCACGCGGAGGUCUUUUGCCAGCAUUAACGGCAAGCAAUAGCUAAUGCAUUUACCGCGCAGACUACAGCAUCGUAGGUGUCGUCGUAGUGCCAGCAGCACGAAGACGAGCAAUGAGCAGCUCUGGAACGAACAAAAGGGCCCAACAUCUGAUUAGCUGCUUCUUUGGCUGUGAUUGGGUGGGUAGCGGCUUGCCAGGCUGGCAAGUAAUAGGGCAGGUUGACGUAGUAGAACGCCGGACCGGGUCGUGCCGCUCGCCAUCGUCAACAAGAAUCAAACGGUGGUAGAGCAGAAGACAUCCUCGCUGCACUUCUCCAGCCCUAAUAUUUAUGUGAGAGCAUAUCUGCAGGAGAGUCGCGCUGGGAAGCAGUAGUUGUUAAUAGUUGCAGUUAGCGCUGCUGGUGAAGCCGUUUCAGCUGCUCGAGACUCCAGAGUACUAGUGUUGGUCCUUGGAUGUCGUGAUGUCCUCAGAAGUAGGCAGCGCCAGUGGUGGCGGCCGCGCAGAAGAUAAUUCCUCCGUGGAGGUGGCCGCUUCACCCCUUCAAGGAGGUAAUCUUCAGCCCCAACCUAAAAGUGACGAACAUAUGAAAUCUAAUGGACGUAGCGGGAGCCAAGUGGGCAAGACGGGUCCCCAGUCCGAUUUUGUUGAGAACGCAACGGUGGACGAACUUAACGCAGAAAUUGGAGGCGAAGUGAAGCAUAUAUUGCGAGCUAAACAGUACCAUGAAAGCCUACAAGCUAAGAAGAAAAGUUUACAAUUGAAGAUGCAACAAGCGAAAUCAAAUGGCCAAGCAGAUCCCGAGCAGGUGAAAGGGCUUUUAAAUUUUGCGCGUGAUUCACUGUCUAAGAUGGAACUGCUGGAAGAUGUACACUGUCGGAUCCUCAGCGACGUUUCUUCACACCUUGAAAAUGCCACUCAAGUAAAGAAGGAGUUUGACACUUCGCUAGCUGAUAUCCAGCGACUUCUCCGCCUUCGACAGUACCUACAAUGGAUUGCCAAAAUAGGAGAUAUCAGUCAAUAUAUUGAGGAAGCAGUUGAAAGCGGCGAUGACAGGUCGGCAGUCGCACACCUGGCAUUGCUUGUUGAUACCUGGUUAAAACUCAAGACAUCUCAGUGCCACCGACUAAUGACUUUCCUCAAGCAGACCAUUCUCUACUGGCACAACAUACUCAGGGAAAAGUUUGAAAAGGAGUUCGAUAAAGUUUUGUCAUCAAUGGGCUGGCCUGUUAUCAACUCCUCUGUAGCCGCCACCCUGUCCUGCCCUCCACAAAUGUUCGCCUGCUUCGAGUCAGCCUUCCUCAACCUUUACAAGAUACAGCUGCCUCAUGAGCUCCUCCUGCAAGAAAAACUAGCAACAUCCAGCAGCUGUGGCACACUUUUGCUACCCAUUGAACUGAUGGUGAAGCCACUCAAAAAACGGUUUCUUUUCCAUUUUGUCAGCAAACGACAAACGAAUCGGGUCGACAAACCUGAAUGGUAUCUCACACAGACCCUCACCUGGAUCCAGGAUCAUGCCGUGUUCUGUGAAAAGUUUGUUCAGCCAAUUUUAAUGAAGCAUAACAUAGAAGGCAUACAUGCAACAUUGGAAUUGAUGCGUAGUUUGGUCUCGACAGCGAUUGCCAAGUUAGAAGUAGAUCUUCCUCUGUUGUUAGCCGAAGACAACGAACUGCUUCUGACGCACACAAUCGAAGAAGCCCUGAUGUUCCACGCGGAACUUCGCGACCUCGGCUACCCCUCGCGUUUUCCCUGUAUCCUCAAUGUGCUCACCACCGAUCGAUGUUUUAUUCGCUGGAUUGCCCUCGAGAAGAAGUUUGCCGACGAGAAGCGCGACAAACUUCUCAGUUCGCCUUCGGCUUGGACAUGUCCAUAUUCGCCGGGAGCGGACAUCGAGGCCGAUCUCGAAGACCCCCUCAAGGUGCCCGAGUGUGCAGAAGGCUUCAUGUUGUUAUUGGGCGCCAUGACGGAACGUUACCGACAAUUGGAGAACCCCGAACACGCGCUCAAGUUUUUGUCGCUGCAGCAAAUUCUGCUUGAAGACUUUCGGGUAUGCCUGCUGCAGGUGCUCAAUUCACGCAUGGAGGCUGGCAGCCUUUACGAUGUCUGCCCAGUACUAAACGCUGCACACUAUGUCGUCGUUGUUCUCAAUGAGUGGAGUAAUCAGCUUUUCUUUAUCAAUCUCUUGGAAGUUUGUAGCAAGCUAGAACGGCGACGAGCGUCGUCAUCUACUAAAGAAGGUGGGGGCACAUCUGGGGUUGGUGGAGGUGACAGUGUGUGCUCAAGCGAUGCGACAGCGCCAACGUCAUCUGAAUCGACGCCCGAAUCGCCGUCAACAGUCGUAAACGCUCCAAACCAUCGACCCUCAGAGGAGAGCGUUUUUGAACAGGUAACGGGUUUACUUGAAAGAUUGUACAAAGACGCAAUUUUGACUAUGAUCGACUGUCUCCUAUCCGACAUCAAAGUUAAAUGUCGAUCGUAUCAUCGCGAAAAAUGGUUCCGUAUGCCGACGGCCACCCAAGACGAACCGCUGGCAUUGACUCCCACGGCUUUUCCAAUGCUGUCCUUGCUGCAGUGUCUAUUAGCAAGGCUUCACGCUGCUUUGGCGGCCCCGCUAUUCGCUAUGCUGUGGCAGGGUCUGGCACGUGGCCUUUCGCUCUACAUAUACGAGGAAGUGAUACUCGAAAACUAUUUCUCUGAAGGUGGAGCCCAGCAACUCGCUUUUGAUCUCGAGGGAAAUUUAUUCCCGCUUUUCAGCCCCUACGUAACUGGUGGUCAACCCGAGAACUUUUUCAGAGAAGUUAAGGAAGCAUGCAUCUUGUUAAAUAUGCCUCGUGCUGUCGCCUGGAUUCUUCAAGAAACACUUAAAACGGCCCGACUGACUGAUGUCGUUCAGGGAAGCGCCGCGUUGGAGGAGCAGGGUGUUACGAAUUUGUCGCCGUCGCAAGCAAUGCAUGUUCUAUCAAAGCGCAGUGAUCUGUCUUCGGCUCAAUAAGCAAUAAAUGCGAAAGCUAGAAAGCUUCAUCCUAUCGGUCAGGAGAUCAUCAUAUGAUAAUAAAAAGCAUAGGAUCAUUUUAUUGAGAUAAUGCAAAGUUUCUGGGGGCAAAAAUAUAAUGUAUUAUAAAAAAUAUAAACGGUACCACGAGAUUUUUCGCCUAUCGUACAUUCCACAAUGCAUUUUGUUUAACGUCUCAUCCAGUUGAUGAUUUGAGAUUCCUGUUCCACCUUGUCAUUAUUAUUUUUCAGCACUAAAUACAACACAAAACAGGUAAAAGAAAAAAAAGCAACAAUUUGGUUGCUUUGAUGCAGAAAGAUCGAACCGUCAAAUUACAGCUUUGGCAUCUCGUCAUUGCUUCUGGUGACUGCUAGCAGAAGAAUAGCCAUGAGAAAUGUGAGUAGCGUAAAAAAAAACUUUAAUAAAACGCUUGAGGGCGAUCAAGGCUUGGAAGAAAGUUCUUGUGUAUUAACGUGUUUGUGCAUUUUGGCGCAUCUAAUACAUCGACUUUUGCUAAAAGUGCUAUCAACCCAGUAAUAUGUAGAGAAAUUAAGUUUUUGUUUUUUUUCAUUAUGAAGCUUAAUGAUAACCUGUUGCACGAAAAAAAUAAGAGGACGAGUAAGCUGCGGCAACUUGGAGGACUGAAGAUAGUUCCCAUUACGAUGUACUAUAAACGUUUGUUAGAGACAGACAGAUAAUAUAAUAACCAAUUCAUUUAUGAUAUAUGUAUGAAAGCGGGUAAAUUUGCAAUUGGCGCGAAACAUAGCAUCUUGCGCAAAAUUUGGCGGUAAAGGAGAUAUUAAUAAGGCUACAACUUCUCCCUUUGUUUUUAUUAUUAUUAUGUCUCAGUAGAAGUAUUGUUAUUGUGCUGCUGUUACUAGCAUAAAAUUAGAUAGACGAAAAACUGUUACUGUUUACUGCCCAAACGAUAUCGAUGUCAAGGAUAAGGACACUGAUGAUAAAUAUUCGACUGUAUGAACUUCGUUUUGUCCAAUGAGAAUCGGGUGCCGAUCUGCUGAGUGCUCGAAGACGUCGUAAGAUGCCUCGGAGGAACCCAGCAUCCUAGCCGUUAAUAGUGAGAAAUAUAUUAAACAUAAACAUAGCAGUAAAAAGAAAAAAAAACACGAAAUAAACGCAAGCGUACAGAACACGACUAGAAACGGUAGAGCGCUAAUUUAAGCCGAGACAAAAUUAGAUAGAAAUAGCAUUUCGCAAUUGAAUUUGUAGCAGGUGGAUUUGCUCGGCAAUUUUGUUCUGCUAGAAUGCGUGGUGCCGGUGUUUAUUGAUGAUCACAAUUACUAUUACUAGUACUUAUAAAAAUAUCAGUAGUAAUGCUGGUAAUUUUCCCAACUUUUCAGGUGCGUGAGAUAUAAGGUUUUAUUGAUGAAUAGCCACAAAAUGGAUGACGACGUCGUUGCUAUUACCGAACACUGAGCACAAAUAGUAACACUGUACUAGUAGUACUAAUAGUGACUGUUAUCUCCGCGCUGACUGGCGGUCUGUGAUUGUUAUUUCUUGUACAAUAUUUUAGUAAUAUUUUGAAUUUUCAUUUUCUCAGUUAACAUUCGAAUGCGAUUCACGCAUUGAAAUUUACAACUCAAAGCAGCAGAGCAGGCUGUGUUGCCAGAGUCGUGCAGCAUUAUAUACCAGCAAAUAUUAUGACAUGCAACAACAACAUCAGUUCUAAUUUAAUUAUAUCUACGAUUAUAAUAAAUUAUAAUAAUAUUUUAUAAU